Messenger RNA from Entelurus aequoreus (snake pipefish), 1664 nucleotides. RefSeq names its product G-protein coupled receptor 157-like. Gene Ontology annotation, cellular component: plasma membrane. Gene Ontology annotation, biological process: cell surface receptor signaling pathway; adenylate cyclase-activating G protein-coupled receptor signaling pathway. The coding region runs from base 192 to 1187 and encodes 331 amino acids. Gene Ontology annotation, molecular function: G protein-coupled receptor activity; cAMP binding. The transcript is spliced from 4 exons. NCBI's taxonomy places the organism in Eukaryota, Metazoa, Chordata, Actinopteri, Syngnathiformes, Syngnathidae. The record is from RefSeq and is a predicted model, not a curated record.
UCAGCUCCAGGAGGAAGAGGAGGAGGAAGCAGUGAGCCAGAAGGUGCCUUUAAAAACACACAGACAUUUACUUCACUUUCUUGUAGUAACGCCGACACAUUUCACCUAGUUGUGAAAACCGCCAUGAAAGUUUAGCUAUUUUUUUUUUUUUAGCGAACAUGCGUGGAGUGUAGUUAGGCGGGGGGAAAAAGAUGGCAGAACACAACGAGACAGUGGUGUACUUAUCCGAGCAGGUGGUGGUGUUGUCGUCGUGCGCGCUGUCCUUUCUGGGCUCGUCGCUCAUCAUCUUCACUUAUAUUAGUUUGCCAGAUUUAAGGAGCACUCCGAGAAAACUGCUGCUUUUCCUCUCAGUGGCCGACUGGCUCUCUGCGGUCUCGUACGCCUACGGAGUGUGGAGAGUGUUCGGCUCCGACUCGCCGGACUGUGUUGCCCAAGGAGCGAUAUCCACCUUCGCCAAUACUAGCUCCUUUUUCUGGACAGUGGCCAUUGCUGUUUACUUGUACGUGUUCAUCGUGAAGUCCAAUCAAAGGGCUGCCGACAACAUGGUACUGCUCUUCCACCUGAUCAGCUGGGGGGUUCCCCUGGCCAUCACUGUUGCAGCCGUGUGCCUCAACAAGAUUGGCUACAAUGCUUCGGAGGUGUCCGUGGGCUGGUGCUGGAUCAGGAUCCACAGUCCCGACCGAGUCCUGUGGAUGCUCCUGACUGGGAAGAUCUGGGAAUUCCUGGCUUACCUCACCCUCCCGGUCCUCUACAUCCUCAUCAAGAGGCACAUCCACACAGCGCAUGCUGCCCUUUCUGAGUACCGUCCACUCUUGGCCAACAGGACGCCAUCGCACUCCUACUCCUCCAUGGCAGACACGAAGCUAACACUCAUCCCUAUUAUCUUCAUUGUGUUGCGGAUUUGGAGCACAAUACGCUUCAUUCUGCUGCUGGUUGGAUCGCCGGCCGGACAGAACCCUGUGCUGGUGACUCUACAUGGUAUUGGCAACACAUCACAGGGAGCAGCCAACUGCAUCAUGUUUGUGUUGUUCACCGCUCCAGUCCGGACACGCCUCCUCGCCACACUCUGUUGCGGCUGCUGUCAGGGCAAAGGAGAGAGCCAGCAGGCACUGGAUGCCUCUCACGGGCUGUUGCCGGGACGACACAGCUCAGGCCAGAAAGAGGACGCCACAACCACUGACAGGUGACGCUCGAUUGUGCUGACGAGGACAGAAAGUGGACAUUAAGACGGACUUGUGAAAAUGAUGGAAAUACCAUAUGCACUGCACACCACAGUAACCUUUAAAGAAUGUGGUGGCAUUUGUAAAAUAAUGAAAACACUCCAUGUCAUAUUAUUUAUGUUUAAUAAACUCAAAUAUUUCAGUAUGUGUCGUCAUGUUAUAGAAAUGAAUAGGAUAGCUAUUAGGUGCCUUUACUCUCACUGUUAUUGAAUGAAGCCAUGAGAGCCAUACAUCAUAUGAUGUUUUGGUCCCAAAUGGGAUGUGAGGACAUUUUCUGAUAAGACAAACAUUAAAUAUUGAUAGUCCCACCAGUCCCACCAGGCCUAAAAUAUAUGCAGUAGGGUCACUGCCUCCUGAAAAAAAAUAUGGUUUUGCAAAACAGUAUACUGUACUUUUACGCUUCCUGUCUCAUACUGAUAUGUAUAAAUACUCGGAAGAUGUACA